Acinonyx jubatus (cheetah) is the source of this 4629-nucleotide messenger RNA. It is a transcript of the gene SPOCD1, whose product is annotated as SPOC domain containing 1. The transcript has 16 exons. The record is from RefSeq and is a predicted model, not a curated record. The coding region runs from base 297 to 4139 and encodes 1280 amino acids. Lineage: Eukaryota; Metazoa; Chordata; Mammalia; Carnivora; Felidae. Gene Ontology annotation, cellular component: nucleus. Gene Ontology annotation, biological process: DNA-templated transcription.
CAGCUCCUGCCCAGUCCGGGGGUGGAAGCCGGGGAGGGGGAAGCUCGCGGAGCCCAGGUGAAAGCUUCUGGACGCGUUGGGCCGUGGGGGACCGUCCAGGUCAGGCCUGGGAAUCUGGAAGUCGUAUCUACUGGAACGGGAUCGGUGGGAAGGGAGUUAUUCCCACUCACUGCUCAUUGCCCAGUGGUUUAGAGCUGGGCUUUGGGUGGGGGGGGGGGGGGAGAAGCCCCGCUCUUCCUCCCCUAUCUGCGUGUCCUGACCUUUGCCCCGUUAAGCAAAAGCGUGAACUCUCGGAGAUGGGAAGCCCUGCAGCGAGCGUCGCUGUCGCUCAACCCGGUUUGAUGGUGGGCCUCCCCUCCCUCACCUGGGGCUCCAGGCCCUGCUGGGGUGCUUAUGUCGCUGGGUGCUGUCUCACUGUGGCCGCCAGGCCUCAGAGUCGGCAGGGCCCCCGGGGCCUCCACCUGGAGGGGAGGCUGUCCCCCAGGUUCCCCCUGGCCUGGUGUCCUGAAUGGGCUGGCGGCCAGACACUGCAUGAUGGGGUCUCCUCUGUCUCUUCACAGGGUCUGCGUUCUGCUUUGGGCCCCUGUAGGUGGACAGACAUGUCUCAGGAGGGGGCUGCAGAGGGCUCCAGCACAGAGGACCCUGCCCUCAGUCUCAACAGCAGUGGGCUUUUCCAGGAGGAUGUGGAAGAAGCCAGCUCCCUGUCAGGCCCCAGGCCACGUGUGCCAGGGGUGAACUCUGGGGCCCAUGUCUGGGCUGGCAGCAGGAAAAGGGUCCUGAGGGGAAGAACCCAUCGAGGUGCCGGCUCCCAGGCUGGGGGUGCUCCUGGGACCAGCCUGGAGGCGGAGGCCCACUUGAUGGUCCUGGAGCUGCGAGCCAUGACACAAAGCCAGGGUUUGGUGCCUGUCCCUGGGCUCCACUUCCAGCUGCCCAUAGUGCCUGCUCAGGGGAGGACUCGGGCCUCCAAGAGGCUCCAGGUUUCUCUGCACGACAUCUUAGCUGAAAGUCGGCCUGGGAAUCCUCAUGGCACGUCUGUGGGUCUCCCAGAGAGAGCUUUGGUUGGCAGGGAGAGGCUGGCGGGGCUGGAGGAGACAAGCUGCCCCCAGCCAGGAGAGGCCAGAGGAGGUGGGAGUUCUCCAGGGCGUGAUGAGAGAAGCCCCACCCUCAGCAAAGAGGAGCCCCCCAAAAGGAGCCUGCCGUCCUCACCAGGCCCAGCCCCUGUGGGCGCAAGAAAGGAAAACAGGAAGUGUGAGGCCCACUCAGAGGGUGGGGAGGGGGGCUUCUUGUGGUCCCCUGGUGGGGACAACCCCCAGUGUGUGGGAGGCCUCCCACCAGGUGCUGACUGGGAGUCCCUGGGAGACCUUUGCAGUCCUCUCUCUCCCAAGGACAGUGGGUCUGGGCCUGGAGAUCCAGGUGGCAGUUGUGUGGGAUGUGUCUCGGGGACUGAGAAGUUUGAACAUUUGCCCACUGCGGGGAAUGGGGCCCAGCCAGUGGGCCCCUCCGACCCUGUCGGGGUCCCACUGCUGGACGGAGGAUUGUCCCUCGGGCCAGCUGCCCGGGAUCCUCCACAGAGCUCUGUGCUAUGCCUGGAAGUGCCUGGAAAGGCUCUCACAGAGUGGCAAGAAGCUGAGCACAUAGUCGGGGCCGGCUGUGAUGACGGGCCUGCUGUCUCGCACAACCAGGAGGAGCUAGAUGUCAAGGCUCAGCCAGAGUCCAGAGGGAGGCUGGGGCGAGGACUCCCUGCUCCCGCCGACGCCCCCGCCAGCUCCCUGGAGCCUGCAGCCAGCAAAGCUCGCUCAGGCCCAUCCGUGGGGCAGAGAAGAUCCAAGUGUGCUAGGAGGUUGAGGAGGGGCCCAAUGCCCCAUGCCCAGCACCAGGGCACAGACAACUCCAGCUGGGACCAGCCAGAGGAAUCCAGCCCAGGAAGCUUCCCCAAACUGGAGGAAAUGAAAAUGCCCCAUGGGGUGAAGCAUGUGUGUUACCUUGGAUCCGGGGCAGUGGUCCAUCUCCUGGGGGCCAUCAGCUGUGGCCAGGCUGGGGAGCCACAGCAUCCAAAGCUGGAGGUUCUGGAGAACAUGAUGGAGGCCAGCUCUGUAUCACCUGUCCAGAGGUCCAGAAGGAAGGAAAGGCCCGUGGCCCGAGGCCCCACUGGAUGCCAGGAAGGGGCUCCUGUUCAGGAGGCCUGUGCCGAAUGGCCUGGGGGCGGCCCACGGGAGCCCGAAGAGGAGGAGCCUGUUGAACCAGACUGGAGGGAGGACUCGGCUCAGCUUCAGCCCCAACAGGAGAAGCUAUCCCUGGAUAUCGGGGUACGGGGCGCUGUGGUCCACGCCAUGCGGGAGGUGCUGUGGAGUCGCCUCCGGGAGCUCCCAGACCUGGUGCUGAGUGAGGAGGCGGUGGGGGGCAUCGCUGCUGACAUUGAGGCAGCCCUCUUCGACCUGACACAAACCACCAACUGCCGCUACAAGACCAAGUACCGCAGCCUGCUGUUCAACCUGCGUGACCCCCGCAAUCCGGACCUGUUUCUCAAAGUGCUUCAGGGCAAUGUCACCCCCCACGGCCUGGUGCGGAUGAGCUCAACCCAGCUGGCCCCCCAAGAGCUGGCCCGCUGGCGGGACCAGGAGGAGAAAAGGGGCCUGGAGAUCAUUGAGCAGCAACAGAAGAAGCUGUGCAGCCUCCCGGCGUUCAAACUGACCCACAAGGGUGAAGUCGAGAUCCCGCGGGACGGGGACCAGACGCUGACCCUGGAGGAUCUGAUGGGACCCAUGGUGCCCGUAGACAGUAGCCCACUGGCCCUGCCUGCCACGUCAGAGGACACCACGGAGCAGUACGAGGACACCACGGAGCAGCACGAGGACACCACGGAGCAGCAUGAGCACCAUUUCCUGGACCCCAGCUGUCGCAUCUGCAUGGACUGGAAGCCCUCGUGUGAACUGCCAGCCUCCUUCAAAGCCACUGGGAGGAUAGGGGACAGUGUCUUCCAGAGAACCCCAAGCUCAACCCUGGUGUCCUCUCCAGUGAUGCCCCAAACCAGGGAGAAGCCUCCCACACAGCUCCAGGACAGGCUCCAGAUGCCUGCCGGGCCCACAAAGGCCCUGCCCAGCCAGCCGCCCUGGGAGGGAGUGCUGGACAUGUUCUCCAUCAAGCGGUUCAGGGCCAAGGCCCAGCUGGUCUCUGGAAACAGCUGUCGGCUCCUCAUGGCCCUGCCCGAAGUGAUCCGUUCAGCAGGCUGCAUUCCCUCCAAUACUGUCUGGGAUCUUUUGGCCAACAUCUGCCCAGCCGAGGCCAAGGACAUCUGUGUGGUCAGGCUGUGCCCACACGGGGCUCGGGACACCCAGAACUGCCGCCUCCUCUACUCCUACCUCAACAAUAAGCAGCGCCAUGGCCUGGCAGCCGUGGAACACGUGGGGAUGGUCCUGCUGCCCUUGCCUGCCUUUCAGCCCCUGCCCACCAGACUGCGCUCUCUGGGAGGCCCCGGCCUGGAAGCUGCUCACUCAAGCCUGGUGCUGGCUGUGCUGCUCCCCAAGGCAGGGCUUCCAGACACAGCAGAGUCCAGACCUCUGUGGCAGAAGGUUCAAAAGAUGGUCUCCUUCAACAGGAAAGUGGAGAUGAGAUGCUACCAGUCCGAGCACAGGAGUCCCGAUGUGGCCCCAAAGGGGUCCCAUCCCCCAAGGGAUACUCUGCAGCAGAACCAGGGCAAUAGCAGCCUGGCUCCAAGGGGAAUUUGUGCUUGGGAGAGGCCACCCAGAAGCAGGGGGAGACUGUGGGAAGAGCCUGAGACCUGGCAGAGUCCUGGGCGAGGGCAGUGGCCCCCCAAGCCAGGCCGGUGCCAAUCCAGGCACCCCUAUUCAGCAGUACCAUCUGGCCAUGGCCGGCGCCUCCACAGAGCCUCCUGUCCCCACCAGGCCCUGCUCCAACAUCUUGAAUCCCUGGUGUCCAUGAGCCGUCAGCUCCAAGCCUCACUGAGGUCCCCAGGCCAGGAGAUCCUUCCCCCAACUCCUGCCCUGUCCCCUGCAGCCCCUGGAAUUCUCGGUCCACUCGGUCAGCCCGCUGCAGCUCCAGAGCCCCGAAGCCCAGCUCCUGACUCUUUGGGUCCUACAGAUGGAGCUGGCUCUGAGUGUUCCUUCCCCAGAGAGACCUGACCCUCAUUACCCACCAGAAGAGAGUCUUUGAUUCCUUCCCCAGUGCUGAAUCCAGAGCUGUUCCAGGGAGAGAGGGGCAGAAGAAAGGGAGGGUCAGCUGUUUGGAGUUUUCUGUUCUGCAGUCCGCUUGGUGUUGAUUUUUGGUUCAAUAAAGAGUUUGGCAAAGGUCAGAUUGCAUCUUCUGGCUGGUCAGGAGGGACCCUGGGCCUGACCUGGUAUGGGUCGGGGCAGGUGUGUCUGAGUUUCUGUACACAGAUGUAGCAGAGCUAAAGUGCUGGGGAGGGAGAGGGCAGCCUUGUCAGCUGCUUGUCUUGAGAUCCUGAACCAUCACUGUGCCCCUGGGCACAGCUGUUGCCAUGGUGGGUUCUGGGAAGUAUUCCGAACUAGGAGGAAGAAGUGAUGGGAGAGAAGGCAGGACUAGGAUGGGGGAGAGAGAAAUGAGGCUUUUGAAGGGGCAUAGGCAUUUAGAGAUAGGAAGAAAAAGGAGAGC